This is a messenger RNA of Lytechinus pictus (painted urchin), 2323 nucleotides long. Its product is annotated as histamine N-methyltransferase-like. The transcript has 4 exons. Bases 269 to 1144 code for a protein of 291 amino acids. The record is from RefSeq and is a predicted model, not a curated record. Lineage: Eukaryota; Metazoa; Echinodermata; Echinoidea; Temnopleuroida; Toxopneustidae.
GAUAGAAAGACAAUUUGCCACAAUCAUGCAGAAUGACUUGUGUUGGCACAAGGCAAGCCAAAAAAAAAAAAAAAAAACAGAACAAUGAACGGUAUUAGACGCAAGUUGGAACUAAUAAUGAUUAGGUUUGUAUCGAGCUAUUUACUAAAGGAUACAAAGUGCAAAUUAUAAAUUUCCGGAUUAUCUGAUAAGUCAAACUGCUUCUUGGAUUCAUUUUGUUCACUACUUUUAUUUUCCUUGGCGUUCGAUUGUUCAUUUUCCGCUCUAGAUGUCUGGUCUUACGAUCCUAGAUGUUGAUCUUGGCCGUUAUAGAGACGUUUAUCUCAAUGGUUUCUCUAAAAUCGCCAACAAAGAUGUCCUUCUUCAAGAAUUGACCAACUAUUUCGACAACACCGUGAUGAAAAAACUGACUGACUCUUUUCCAGCAGACGAUCAGUUCAAUCUCCUUGGAGUAGGCGUGGGUGAAGGUCAUAAUGAACUUCAUUUUCUUAAGCGACUUGGAUCUUACUUUACAUCGGUUAAGAAUGUAGCUGUGGAGCCGAAUGAAGGCUUACUCGAACUGUUCGAAACCAACACUGAUAAAUGGAGUUCUGAAAGUAAAGCAAAAUGUGAAUCUAAAUGGUACAUCGGAACCCUCUCCGAAUUCUUCGAUGAAAGCCCUCUGGCGAAAUGCAAGUACAACAUGAUCAGCGCUAUACAUUCAUUGUACCACACCGGUGACUUUGAGACGACCUUCACCCGGCUCAUGUCAAUGCUGAAAAUCAAUGGUGUCAUGUUCAUUGUUUUGUCUGAAAGGAAUUUGAUAGACCAAUCCCACCGUAAUAAAGAAUGGCUACCAGCAAGUCAUCACUAUUCAGGGAAACCAAGGUCGGAAAAAGUGGCGGAAAUUGCCAAAAGGAAGGGGUUUUCUAUCACCGCAUUGGAUCUGGAUAUAAAGUGGGAUGUUACUGAUCUAUUUGAUGAGAAGUCGGAGCUAGGGGACAAACUCGCAGAUUUUAUGGCGGUCACAGCCUACUUUCGAAAAACGGCAUCGGCUGAAAUGAAAGAGGAAUUACUCUGUUUUUGGCGGUCUUUAUGCUCUGAAGAUGAAGAUGGGCGCAUGCGCACACGAUCAGGAGAGAUGAUAGUUGUCGUUACAAAAUAGAUCUCAUUUAUUCAGACCAUUCGUUUUGCUCUUUUAUUUUUUUAUUUAUUUUUAUUUAGCUAUUUUCAUUUGUACAAAAUGAAUAACAUAAUGAAGUAAUACCAUGUUACUCCAUAAGAAAUAAUUAUGAUGGACAGCAUUAACUCAGAGGAAUAUAAUACCUGUGUUAAAGAAAUCCGAAAUUUGGUAGGUAUAAUUAUGGAUAAAUUCAGCACGGUUGCACUUCAUUUUAGGUACUGUACAUGUAUAUUUUUUUAGUAUUUUUGCUCCAAAAUUUUGGUGUACAGCUACGUGUCUAUGGCCCGUAUUCUGAAGUCAGGUUUAACUAAGACCGUGGUAUAACUCUGUGCUAAAAUUAUGGGAAGCCAAAAGUGUCAACAUUUUGUUUUUAUUAAGUUGUAUGUUUCUUAAGUUUACUGUGCUCUUUCCUGAUUCAUCGAUGGUGAAGGCAAUCAUCUAUUUAUACUUCCCUAGAAAAUUAUGAAUGAUUUGAUAGCCAAAUGAGCUGAAAUAUGACAUUUCUUAGUGAUUUAUGUAACAAUUGACUAUCCAUACGUAAACCACAACUUUAGUCCUGAGGUUAACAUUUACCUUUAAACCCGAGUUCAGAAUACGGGCCUAUAUGUGUCUAAUCCAGAAAAUGCUACCUUGGCCGUAGUAGUAGCGUAGUAUAGUACGCCAAAUAUUUUGAGGGGCCAGACAUGGGGGAUAAUGUAUGCGAGCAAGUAGAAAAAAAUGACAUCAAAAGUCAAUUUACAAAAAUAGAUUUAGACACAAUAUUCUGAAUAACAUCAUAUCUCAGAUCUUUUCAUUCUUUUUUUUUUCUUCUCUAAGUCAAGAAGUAUUUUGGGGUUCCAUGGGACCUUAUCUGUAUGCCAGAGAGAAAAAACAAACAAAAUGAAUGUAUUCUAAAGUUUCUUCUAAAUCUUAUUCAGAGUAGGUGCCUAAAAUCUGCUGAAAUUACUUUCAGAUUAAAAAACACUCAUAAACUAAAAAAUACUUUUCUUAUUUUUGCUGGCCUAUUCGCAAUAUUCAUAACGUUUCGGAAAAUUAUGAGCACUGCGACCUUUUUUGCAUUCAAACGCAGAUCUGAACAGUUAUCUAUUUACUGCCGGAUUCGGCAGUAAAUAAAACUACUAUUGAGUAUCCUUUAAAGAAAAUAAAGUGCAUUGCCGAUAU